Messenger RNA from Striga hermonthica, 1467 nucleotides. NCBI's taxonomy places the organism in Eukaryota, Viridiplantae, Streptophyta, Magnoliopsida, Lamiales, Orobanchaceae. The record is from the annotation of a GenBank genome assembly.
AUGGCGCUGCAAACACUUGUGGGCAUAAAUCUCACCCGUUUGUUACCGGCGAUUUUCAAAACUCGACGUUCCCUCGCCGUCUCCGCUUUAUCCACCGCCUGUGAGACCGAACCCUCUACUUCUUCGGUUUACUAUUUGUUGGCGCACAAGCACCGUUUGUCUCAUGAUGUUGCUUCUGUGGGCCGCCAGAAAAAAUACGAUUCAGUACUCGCCUUCUUCGUGCAGAUGGGCUUCACGAAAGCGCAGCUCGAGAGAACCUUGAAUCUCCGGCCCCACGUGCUCGCCGCCGAUCUUGAGGGAACCAUCAAGCCCAAGAUCAAGAUAUUCGAGGACCUAGGCUUCUCCUCGGAAGAAAUUGCCGCCGUAGUGUCGAAAGCGCCAGUGAUUCUGCACGUCAGCCUGAUAAAUAAAAUCAUCCCCGCAUUGUCCUGGUUAAAGGGCAUGUUGGGUUCGAAUAAGAAAGUGGCCAAGGUUCUGAGACAUAAUGGUCGGCUGCUUUUGACCGAUUUUGAAAAGCUCAUUUUGCCCAACAUCCGGAUUCUGUUGAGCCAUGGGAUGACAAAAGACGAGGUCUCCAGGCUCAUCUAUUAUAACCCGUGGGUCAUACUGUACAAUCAAGAAACUCUUAUCAGAUGCUUGGACACCAAAGACAAAAUGGGUAUUUCAUGGAGUUCAAAAAUGUCCGUUUAUGCUGUCGGUGUCAUUUGCUCGAUGCCCAACGGGAGUUGGGAACGCAAGCGGCUGGCUUUUCAGGAAAUUCUUGAAUUCUCGAACGACGAAAUAAUGAGGACAUUGCAACGGGACCCCAACGUUUUCUGUGUCUCGGAAGAUAAGAUGAGAAAGGUGAAAUCGAUUAUGCUCAGGACUGAGAAAUAUGAUAACUCAUCGAUUGCUGAAUACCCGAGGGCGCUCAUGUUCAGCAUCGAGAGGCGGCUCAAGCCGAGGUUUGAGGUUCUGGGGAAGCUGGAGAGUAAGGGCCUGAUCGAGGAGUGGCCUUCUCUCGGAUAUGUUUGCCGAUUGGCAGACAAGGAGUUCUCUGAGGAAUAUGUGGAACCAUAUAUGAGUGAAAUUGGUCUCGAAAAUUUCCGCGCGGUCGCGAGUUGGCAGGUGCUGGCAGGGCGUGGGAGCACUCGCGUGGUCGCGGAAUGGCCCGCUUGGCGCGGGCGUGCGCUAGCACGCAUAGGCGCGGGGCACGACACUCUCAACAUCGCGGAGCAGGGCGCGAGGCGCGGGCGCAGCAGCCGCACUCUCGAGGUCGCGGAAUAUCUCGCGUGGUCAUGGGUCCUGGUGCAGCAGGAGCACUCUCGAGGUCACGGAAAAUCUCACGCGCGCGGAAGAAGGAAUUUGCAGGCUUGCGGAAGAGAGCACUCGAUUGCAAAAGAGAGACCGAACUCGUGUAAGCUGGUUAACGGUGCGGAUACUUUUCUCGGGGGUGUUUCUUUGUGGCAGCGUCUGGUGGAGAGGUAA